Penicillium canariense is the source of this 3282-nucleotide messenger RNA. Its product is annotated as Sfi1 family protein. Bases 1 to 3282 code for a protein of 1093 amino acids. The transcript has 2 exons. NCBI's taxonomy places the organism in Eukaryota, Fungi, Ascomycota, Eurotiomycetes, Eurotiales, Aspergillaceae. The record is from RefSeq and is a predicted model, not a curated record.
AUGCCUCCGAUAUCCUCGCAGCGGCGCGCCUUGACCGAAGAGAACUCGUCACUCUCCGAUGAAGAUGUCGGCUUUCUCUAUCAAGUUGUCAGUCGCGCCGAGGGCAAGCCCGAGGUCGAGCGGCUCCCGUUCCGAGCGCUUUUCGCAGCAUACGACGAGGUCAUCAGUGAACAUGGAGUCGAUGCAGAUCCGGGUCAUGCAUGCCUGCGCUUUUUGUUUAAAAUGGGGAGCAAAGAGGUGCAGGGACCAUCGCUCUUCGACAAAUUCGAGAGCGCGCUCCAGCAGAUGGGAAUACUGAUCGAAUUUGGGGAGGACGGCUCCACAGGUCUCAAUGAAACGGCAGAGAAUGAACACUCCCUGGUUGAUGGCACGCUCAGCCAGACAGGCGAUGACAACUACUAUCCCCUUACAAAUGGAACGCCGAUAACACCGCGGCGGCGUGCGUCCUUCAAUACUACACUCGAUAUUGGUGAAGAUGCCACCCAGAAAAGCUUUGCCGAACGCCCGAGCUCACGCGCGUCUAUGUCACGACUCGAGACUGGAAAACCCGAUUUAUCGAAGCUGAGAUUAUCACCGAAACCCAAAGUUGAGAAUCAACGAUCUAAAUCUCCGGAUCGCACACAAUUGAUUGCACAGUUCUUGGACGUUGGUCGGCGGUUGAUAAGCCGAUUUGACUCGGUGCAGCAACCAAAAAAGGCUGAGGAUAAAGAAAUUGCUCCAUUGACCAAUGGUGUUCUCGCGCGCUCAGCUGUCCACCAUGACCGUUCCAAGAGAAUUAUUGCAGCUGCGAAAGACCGUCGCUCGCCUUCAUUGACCUCAUCGGAUACCUCUGGGUCGGGUGAAUCACAAUCUCAGGUGUCGCAGGCGACAGAGCAUGAUUCCGUUGGCAAAGAAAAUGUUCCACCAGAGAUGCUUUAUCGGCCUCAACUUUCAGACCUACUCCGGGACGCGUCAACUUUUAAUAUGUAUAGACAACGAGCCAUUUGCCGCCGGAUCUUGACACAAUGGUUAAAGGGAGCUUUCCAGGCGCGACAAGUUCGCGAAACCAGGGAAUCUGUCGCCCUCAAUCGUGACCGAAGCACCCUGCUCCGGCAGGCUUUCGAGCCAUGGCGAGCAGUCAUUCAGGAGAAGCGCCAUACGGUCAGAACAGAGAGAUUUUUCAAGCAUCUCGAGGAACGCGCCAGUCGUGCUCGAGACUUGUAUCUGAUGACGAAAGCAUUCACUCACUGGGCUCAACUCACAUCCGAAGAAGUAGCCCGGACGUCUGCAGCUCGACGACAUGUGCUGAGUGUCAAGUUUUUUAAUGCCUGGCGGGAGAUUACUGCAGUGAAUGAGCUGAAAGCGCAACGUUUCGCUUUGCAGAGGCCGUUUAAUAAGUGGCGCAAGAAGACCGCAAAUUUGAAGGCGGCAGAGACCCAAGCAGUCACGGUCCAUAAAAAUAAUCUUCGGCAUGUCUCGUAUUGGCAAUGGUUCUGGUCUUUCUGUGAGCGGCGUGCUCCUGAAUGGUAUGAUAGCCAGCUCAAGAGGCGCUCAUUGCUCUACUGGCUGCGGAAUUUCCGCACUAAUCGCGAGCGUGAGCAGGAGAUUGUCCUUCACAACAGGAGAUCGUCACUGGCGGGUGUACUCCAGGCAUGGUCUCAGAAAUCAAAAACCAUUGUUUCUGCGCAGCAAAAGGCUGAAAGCUCUCAACGCCAUCACGUCCUCAAAGCGACAUUUGACGAAUGGAAAAUCCAAGCCCAGCUGGCUCCUGCUGUGUUGCAGGUAACUGACAUGGUGAACGAUCGGAUUCUCCAAAACGCACUCACGAAAUGGAUUAACAAGGCUCGUUUGACCGAGCAAGUGGAAGAGAUGGACCGACUCCGGGUUAAGCGAAAUGCCUGGAUAUCGUGGAAUGAUACGCUUCGAUGUUUGGCACUUCAAGCGCGAAUUGAUGAGCGGCUAAAAAUGGAGACCAUGUACAAAUGGAUCUUGAUGGAAAGGUUCCAGUUGAUGCGCCGGAUACGCGAACAGCGCAUCAAGCGCGAAGUGUUCUCCCGAUUUGUGACGAAUACGCGGGAUACAUACACUCAAUUGCUUUCCCAUGCAGAAGUACACGAAGACCACCGGGCCGAAGACUUGGUGCGCUCCAAACUUGGUAUCUGGCGAGAUCAAUUAUUGCUUCAGCGGGAGCGGGAAUAUGCGGCCUUUGAGUUUUAUGCCCCUCGCCUCGCACAAGAGUCUCUCAUGGCGUGGACAUCCAAGCACCAGCAGAUUGUGAAGAUGGAAGGUUGGGCUCGUGAUGCGCAAUUCUACUUCCUUAUGAAACGGUCAUUGAAGGCCUGGCACCAGGCCACCUUGGUUUCUGCAAAACGACGGCGGAAGGAAGCUUAUUCAAAGAUGCGACGGAAGGUCAAGGUCAACAUGGCUUCUAAAGCCCUUGCUGCUUGGUCAUCCAAGACCCAGGCCAUCACAAACAUGGAGCAACAAGCAGUAGAGCUCGAUCGUUUGAAUCUUCUGAGUGACACGUCGGAGAUUUUUGCUGGGUGGCAUGGGAAGACUCUUAAGCGAGUACAAGAUUACCAAGAAGCUGAUUUCCACUACUUCCGUCAGAUUGCUUUCGAUCAGUUGAUCCAACUAUCGGAGACCUAUGUGAUUCGCCGUGAGAUGGAAGACCAGGCAGACUCGGUGCACCGCAGACAUGUCCUGCAUCAGGCAGGCGCCUCGCUUCGCAAGCUUAGCCUCCGUAUCUUCCAGAUGAGGAGCACGGUAGAGACUGCAGAAGCCAUGCGGGACAGAAAUUUGCGGAAACAUUCCAGAAAUAUCUUCCGCCACUGGGCGGAAGAUGCCCGUCUGAAGCUGGAGGCCCGCGAUUCACCAGGGCCUGCCUUGCCGUCUGCCCAGUACUCGAAUUUCGGAGAGGUGGAGCGCCCUGGAUCUGCCCUGUUCGACCCGUGGUAUCAGAACCCAUCGGAGACUCCCUUCAAGAUGAGCGAUUUCACCACAAAUUCGCUGGAGCCGGUCUCCGCAAGCCCGCUGGCUACGCCAAACUAUAUGACCUCGCCAUCCAAGCGAGCUGCUCGUGCCCGAGCACUCGCGCAGAUGUCCACCACCCCGGCCACACCCUUACAUACUCCGUUCGCGAGCCGACUUCUCCGCGCUGAGGCGUCGGCUCCUCGAACGACAUCUUCCCGCCGAUCCCAAACAGGCCGUCGGGGCAUGACGGGGACCAGCGUCCGGUUUGUGGACGAAGAGCUCCCCGAGUCCCCCACCGAUGGUCGGAAGUCGGCAAAUCGACGACCCUAA